ACAUUUUGAGAAAAAUUCCGUCGUCGCUUUUUUGCUGUUGCUGUUGAAAAUUGCAAUUAUAACUAUAACCAAAUUGAUUAAGCGGUGUCCCCUGAUGGCCUUUGUAAUAAAUCAAGUGCGCGCACCGGGCUACGCGAGGAAAGAAGAUUGAAAAAACAUUUUUUCCUACGCAGCAGAAGCAUUGAACGCGCGCGUGUGUGAGUGUGUGCGAGUGCCACAGAAAGUUGCAAGAAGCUAAGUGCUCAGUUGUUAAAUAUUUCAUGUGCUUGAUUUAUGCAAUAAUAUAAAUCAGCGAAUUCAGCUUAUAUGCAUCAAAAUGCGAAACGAAAGCAGAAAAAUGUGAAAAAACCAAUGGGAAUUUCUCAAUGUUGUCAAUACAGCGAGAGCGAGAAGCAGCAGCAGCAGCAGCGCCAUCCGUAGCGUAGCCGUCUGCGGUAGCAGCGCUGCCAGCGUCAACGUACAAAAAGUCAAAAGCAAACGAGGAGAAUGAAAUAACAGGAAAAAAGAAAAGAAAAAAGCUGAGCCACAGCAAAGCAAGAAGAAACGCGAAGCACGGGCUAAAGAAAAAUCGAAAAAUUAAAAAAAACGCAUACAUAUAGAUGUAUUUGUGGCUGUAUGCGUGCGAGUGAGAUUCUGUGCCUGUGUGUGGUGUGAGUGAAACGUAUAAAUAAAAUUCAGCCAAAUGCAGAAACCAACAACAAAAUGGAUAACAAAACUAAACAGUUGGAUUUUAAAUUACUGGUGGAUCAGUCACUAAAUCUACUGGACAGCCUCAAUACGGCAUUGCGGUGCGAUGCUAUACAGUUUUUGCUGCAGACGCUCAAGUGCAAGUAUCCGGACGCCUGCGACCAAGUCGUCAGGAAUCUAUUCAGUCACAUAACCAAUGAUAAUGUCGGAGGGCUGGCCGUGCGCCAGGAGCUAGCGAAGAGCGAGCAGCUCACGCAGCUGCUGUUGGCCACCAAAAAGGAGAAAAAAGAAAAACCGGAGCCAGACAGCGGUGGCGGUGGGACCGAUCCAGAGAUCAAGCGGGAGCAUGUUGUGCAGGAAGACGAAGCGGAGGAGGCGGGCUCCACGGAUCUGAAUCAAAACUUUGAGAAAAUCCUCUGCAAAGAGGAGUUUCUGGGCCUCGACGACGAGGAGGAGGACUUCCUCCAUGAUCCGGACACUGAGAAUUCGUCUUCCCUGCAAUUCCAGGCUGGCAACCAUGUGGAUGCACUCGGUCCUGGUGAUCCGCUAGAUCUGAUUCAAGGCGGUGGCUCCCUCCUGGUCAAGCGGAAGUACGAGGCGACUUUCGGUGCCGAGGUGGCAGAGGAGAACCACCUGGAUGAGGAUGAGGAUGUGGCCAAUGGCAGCACCAACGGCAGCAGCAGCGACGGCAAGCUGGUCAAGCGGAUGCGAACCAAUAACAUGCACGUGGCUGUAGCUGUGGGGGUGGGUGUGGGUGUGGGGUUGGGGUUGGCGAGUGUGAGGAGGAAAGAGGAGAGAUCCAGCCUAGGCGAGGGCUACGUCUUCCACGAGGACAGCCAGUACACGCUGCGAUAUCACCACAGUACCGGGGAGUUCAGUGAGCGGGCUUUUAAGGCUCAGUUCCGUGCUCUGUUGCGCCUGGCGCUGAGUCAGCACCACAAGCCUUUCCUCAAGCAGUUCUACGAGAACUUUGUGGAGAACGGGCGGCUAAUGGGCACUACGCCCUCGACGAGAGUGUUGAAGGAGCUCCGGGAUCAGCGAUUGGAAGAGUGGCGGAGGCAGCGGGAGCGUCGCCAACUGGUCAGCCUAAUGAAGGAGGAAGAGAUUAAGCAGCAGGAAAUCCAGAAUCAGCAAGAGAUUCAGGAGAAACAGGAACUGCAAGACCAAGAGCACCUGCUACUGGAUCGGGAGCAAGAGCCAGAACAGGAGCAGGAGCAGGAGCAGGAGCUGGUCCCACAGCUGCCUGCCAUCUCAUUCGGCGACUCGGAGAUCGAGAUGGAGUCGGAAACGGAAUCACAGCUCUCGUCGGCAGCUCAAGAGAUUAUGAAGUUUGAAGAGUUCAUUGACGACGGUGUAGGCGCAGGACGUCUUAUCGAUGGUCUGGAAAUGGAGCCGGAGAUAGAUGACAUGCUCGCUGGCGCCGGCAGUGCCCUGUGCAGCGUCAACAGUGCGAGCGGCAACAGCAGCAACAGCAGCAGCAGUGGGAGUGGGAAUGGUAAUGGGAAUGGAAUAGGAAUCGGAAUCAGCGGGGUUGUCCUGGAGAACAAUAGUCAUCAUUCGCAUCACCUAAGUAGCAGCAGCAGUGCAAAUCUUGUGAUCAACGGCCUUACGUCAAGCAAUAGCAUCAACAGCAGCAACAUAAACAACAACAAUAAUAAUAAUAACAAUAAUGGCAGUCUACACUGUCAGCCAAUGGCCCUGCACGGGCACGGGCAGGGGCAGGGACAGGAUCUGAGACCGGUGCAGGAGCAGAUAGCACCAGGCAAGCCAUCGCUACAUCUGCCCAUGAACAUGCCCCUGGAGAGCAGAGACCUGAAGGGCAGCAGCAGUCAGCAGGGACACAUCAUGAUUUCGGGAGGAGGUAGCUCUAGCGUCCACGCCAAUGAGAUUCAGCAGCUCCAUCAGCAUCCAAAUCACUACAACUCGAGCAACAAUCCCCUCUCCAUGAUGGGUGGCAUGAUGCAACAGCAGCACGUGAAUCUGCAGCAACAGCAGCAGCAUCAGAUGAUGCAGGGACAGUUCCAGCAGCAUGGCGUCUCCAUGAUGAACAACCGCCAGGUGCCUGCUCUGGCUGCCUUGUCGAACCUGGGAGAUGAUUCGCCAGUUUCGAGCAAUGUCUGUGGCCAGCUAAACUCCUCGCUGGAGCUGGACGACAAUGAUCUGUCGCCUGACGAGGAUGACGACGAGCUGGACACUGAGCUGGAUGAAAUGGAUGCGGCCAAGCAGCAACUGAUCGAUGGCGGCAGCAGCAGCAGCACCUCGCUGCAGGCGCCGCCCUCUCAGCAUGGCAGCGGUAGUGGCGGCAGUGGGGGACACACGCCUGGCAGCAAAAAGGACAAGCCCAUCUACAAUUGCCUUUUGUGUCCAAAGUCCUAUCGCAAGCGAAAAUCUCUGCUGGAUCACUAUAAAAUGCAUCCGGGCUUCUGUCACGAUUGCGGCCAACCCAAUGGCAACACGUUAGAGGAAAUAAUCCAUCACAAUCGGACGAUGCACGUGAAGGAGUUCCCGUUCGUGUGCGAAACCUGCGGCGAGUCGUACUCGCGGAAGCAACAGUUUCACGCCCAUGUCGAUUCGCACAGCAAGAAGGAUUUCAAAACCUUUCCCUGCGGCGAGUGCGGGCUGAAGUUUCCGCAGAAGAAGCUGCAGCAGCAUUUCGAGGAGACGGGACACAAGGCGGACGGCGCCAUUUGCGAGGUGUGCGGCGAAGAGUUUACAUCAAAGAACGCCCUGUACCAGCACAUAAUACGUGUGCACAAGCGAGACAACUUCUUUGAGUGCCACAUUUGCCAUAAUCGCUUCACAUUGAAGGCCAAUCUGGAGCGGCAUGUGCAGCUGCAUACGGAGGUGAAGCGCACGUAUGUGUGCGACCUGUGCGGCUCAUCCUACUACACAUAUCCCGCACUCAAAGAGCACUACAGCAACGCGCAUGUGGAUGUGUCCGAGUGCAAGUGUACGCUGUGCGGCAAGCGCUUCGGGUCGGCCAAGUCGCUGCAAAGGCAUCUGCCGUCUCACUCGGAGGAGCGACCGCAUUGCUGCAACUACUGCGAUCAGACCUUCAAGUGGAAGACCCAUUUGGUGCGACACAAGCAGACGAUGCAUGGAAAUCAAACACCGCCGCCUAAGAAGGGAAAGCAGCGCUUCCCCAAAGCGAACGAAGAAGCUGAAAUGGCUGCUCUGCCGGAUAUGCCAGGUCCGCCGCCUGUGAAGGCUAGCAAAAAGUCAACGACCGGCAAGGCAAAGUCACUGGCUGGAGCAGGCACAGCGGGGGCUGCCCUGCAGCAACAGCAGAAGGGAUCUGCAGCGACGCCCACACCGCCGCCACCAGUUUCAACGACCCCGGGAUGCCUGCAGCAGGAUCAAUUCAAUGCGGCGAUGGUCAGCAGCAACAGCUCGCAGUCCUCAACGGCGUCCACGUCGCAGCAUUCGGUGUCGACGAGUGAAUCUCAGCAGAAUUCCAUGUACAAUCAGAGCUUUAACGCUGAGAAACUGCCGCCAGGCCAACAAGCGCCGCCGCCGCCUCCACAACAGCAGCAGCCACCGCCACCACCACCAAAUGCUUUGCACCAGCAACAUCCGACGCCACCUCCAACACAACAACAACAACAGCAGCAGCAGCAACCGCGUGCCAGCCCGGCUGACAUGCAUUUGCAGCGAAUGAAUAGCUUCGGGCAGGAGGGGCAGUUUCACUUUGAGGCGGGCCAAGCGGCGGGAAGCUAUCAGCAGCACCAGCUGAUCAGUCAGUAUCAGCAGCAGCAGCAACAGCAUCUGAGGAGUCACACUCCACAGAGUCCACAUGCUGCACAUCCUCCACAUCCAACGCAUCCAUCGCAGAUCCAGCAGCAGCAGCAACCGCAGCACUUCAGUUCCCCUCACCAUAUGCCGCCAAUGCACCACCAGCACCAGCUGAUGAUGCAGCAGCAGCAUCGUCAUAACCAGCGUUCGCCAUUGCACCACCAUCCCUCAACGCAGCAGCUGCAGCAGCAGCAUCAGCAGCCGUCGCAUUCCCCACAGCAUGCGAGACUGCAGUCGCCGCAACCUCCGCCAGUACAACAACAACAACAGCAGCAGCAGCAGCAACAGCAACAAUUCCUGCAACAACAGGCCGCAGAUUCGUGGGGCAACAUGAACUUUGGCAAUCCCCCCAACAACCAGCAGGAGCUGAAGGAUAACAAAUUCUAUAUUGUAGAUUCGGCCGAGUUUCUAGGGCUUCCAAUGAAUGUGCCGCCAGCCCAACAGCAGCCACCACAAACUGUGAGCAAACCGCAGCAGCAGCAGCAGCAACCGCCGCCGCAACCACAACAGCAGCCCCAACAAGAUCCCGCUCUAGCUGGUGAUCUUAUGAGCUUCCAGCACAUGUGGCCGGCGCCCGGUUUCAGUCAGGGACCACAGCAACAGCAGCAGCCCCAGCAGCAACAGCCGCAGGGGCAGGCCAAUCCGGGAGAUCCUCACAAUUACAACAACAUCGGCAGUAUACUCACGAAUCUCAUUGACAGCCCCGCCCCAAUGGAGUACAACUUCGACUUGAUCCAGCAUCAGCAGCAGCAGCAGCAGCAACAGCAGCAGCAGCCGACGGCUCAGCAGCAGCAGCAGGCGGCGCAACAGCAACAUCACAAUGCAGGAGGCUAUCCGGGUGGCUUGAUGCGAAGUGGCCCGGUUUACGGGGGAGCCUAUGAGCAGCAUAUGAGCGAGCAGCUGGUCAGUGAGCAGCAGAAGCAAAACAGUUUUCAGCCCUAUCACUUGCAUGGCCAGCAGGCACAACAUCCCCACUUACUGCCGCCAGCUGCAACGCAUGGCAAUGUGUACGAGCGGACAGGAGUCGGUGUGGGCGUCGGAUACUCCAUGCUAGGUGACGAGUCAAAGGCCGUGCUGCCCCCGAUGAUGGGCGGAAUGAUGCAGCAAAUGCCACCCCACGGACAGCAGCCAGAUCUAAUCUACUAUCCAGUGAAAAACGAUUGACAGGCGAAGCAUCCGCAUCCCCAUACCCAUACCCAUACCCAUCAGCAGCAAGCUCCAGCUGCUGCUCUAGCUCAGGAACAGCAGCACCCGAAUAACCACCAUCAACAUCAUCGCUGGUGGACGGAGGAGACAGCCAAGAGAGGCGAUGUGUUUCAUUGAGGAAACGAAGAGACAUCAGAAAAAACAGGACACGAGAGCGAAGCAGGAGAGGUUCGCUUAGAUAGUAAGUGAAUGUGAGUGAAAUUGUGGAUACUUUGGGAUGCGAUAGAGAGUUGUAGAUAAGGGGUAAAUCCAUACGAGAUUUUGGAAUCUAGAGCAAUACAAUACAGAUUAGAGCGGCAAGUGCUCAGAAUUCUAAUCCGACCGGCGCUAUGAUACGUGUAUAAAUGUAAUCAUUUACAACAGUACAUAAAAUAAACAAAAUUAAGAGUAUAUACGGAUAUACAUACAUAUAAAUAUAUAUAUGCGUAUGUAUAUAAAAAUAUAUCUACAGACAUAUAAAUAGUAGCACGUAAGCGAAGGACACGCGAAAAGAAAAGGAAUAAAAAAAAGCUAUAAAUAAUAUAAAUAAUAAUUAUACAUAAAUUAUAUGAAACAUAUAAAAAUUAGUGUCUAAGUAAAACUACUAACAAUAACGUCAGACCACGAGCAACUUUCGAACAAAUUUUAUGCUUAUUUAACAUUUACGAUACGAGUUCAUGCAGUUGCAUGUUGCAUGCAACAGACACCCCACACACAAAUACGUAUGUACCCAACAACCCAUACACAUACUCGUACAAUAUCUUCAUAUUUAAACCGAAGACAGACAUACUGACUGACAGACGGACCCCUAUAUAUUGUAGAUGAGAUUUAUUUGAGCUUGGGUCGGGUCGCUGGGUCCAUGCAUCACAAGUAGAAACGACGCUCAGAGCCCGGGCCGAAAAGCCACACACAAAGUUGUAACCAUAUCAUGAGGCCUCCCCCUCCUCCCCUUUCCCGUAUAAUUAAUUGUACUAUCGUUAGUACUUGUUAUUUUCUAUUUAGUUAAUGAAUUGAUUACGAAUUACACUUGUAACGCCUUUCCGACGAUUACCGCCAGCCACACUUUUGUUAGAUUAGUGCCUAAGUCUAGUUGAUAUCAUAUCCCAAUGUAUACCCAUGCCCCCCUCAGCAUCUUGU
Molecule: messenger RNA, 6801 nt
Organism: Drosophila subobscura
Lineage: Eukaryota; Metazoa; Arthropoda; Insecta; Diptera; Drosophilidae
Exons: 7
Coding region: 703-5643 (1646 amino acids)
Biological process (GO): regulation of transcription by RNA polymerase II
Molecular function (GO): RNA polymerase II cis-regulatory region sequence-specific DNA binding; DNA-binding transcription factor activity, RNA polymerase II-specific
Source: RefSeq, a predicted model, not a curated record